Panthera uncia (snow leopard) is the source of this 1398-nucleotide messenger RNA. RefSeq names its product succinate-CoA ligase GDP/ADP-forming subunit alpha (gene SUCLG1). The transcript has 9 exons. Lineage: Eukaryota; Metazoa; Chordata; Mammalia; Carnivora; Felidae. The record is from RefSeq and is a predicted model, not a curated record. Gene Ontology annotation, biological process: tricarboxylic acid cycle. Gene Ontology annotation, cellular component: succinate-CoA ligase complex (ADP-forming); mitochondrion. Gene Ontology annotation, molecular function: succinate-CoA ligase (ADP-forming) activity; succinate-CoA ligase (GDP-forming) activity. The coding region runs from base 188 to 1180 and encodes 330 amino acids.
GGGGGCCUGGGAGCCGCGAGAGUGCGGCCCCACGUCGGGGACCUCCUGGGGCGGAAGGAGCUUUGCUGGAGCUUUGUGGGGUGGGGGGCGUGACUUGGGCUGCUGGCCUAAGUAGGGUGGCCGAGCCAAGAUUCGGGUCUGGGAGCCCUGAAGACCUGGGGGCAUGCUCUAGCGCCCGCGAUGAUGAAUGGCCGGAUGGGGGCGGCAUCUAGACUGCCCCUAUUUGGGAGUGAGAGGGCAACAGAAUGGAAUUCGGCAUUGUUCCUAUAUAGCUUCCCGGAAACAUCUCUACGUUGAUAAAAAUACGAAGGUUAUUUGCCAGGGUUUCACCGGUAAGCAGGGCACCUUUCAUAGCCAGCAGGCACUGGAAUAUGGCACCCAACUAGUUGGAGGAACCACGCCAGGGAAAGGAGGCAAGACACAUCUGGGCUUACCAGUCUUUAAUACUGUGAAGGAGGCCAAAGAACAGACAGGAGCGACAGCUUCUGUCAUUUAUGUUCCUCCUCCUUUUGCUGCUGCUGCCAUCAAUGAAGCUGUUGAGGCGGAAAUGCCCUUGGUUGUGUGCAUUACUGAAGGUAUCCCACAGCAGGACAUGGUGCGGGUCAAGCACAAACUGCUGCGUCAGGGAAAGACCAGGCUGAUCGGGCCUAACUGCCCUGGAGUCAUCAAUCCUGGAGAAUGCAAAAUUGGCAUCAUGCCUGGCCAUAUUCACAAGAAGGGAAGAGUUGGUAUUGUAUCCAGAUCUGGGACCCUGACUUAUGAAGCGGUUCACCAAACAACACAAGUUGGACUGGGGCAGUCUUUGUGCGUUGGCAUUGGAGGUGAUCCUUUUAAUGGCACAGAUUUUAUUGACUGCCUUGAAAUCUUUCUGAAUGAUCCAGCCACAGAAGGCAUCAUAUUGAUUGGUGAAAUUGGCGGUAACGCAGAAGAAAAUGCUGCAGAAUUUUUGAAACAACAUAAUUCAGGUCCCAAGGCCAAGCCUGUGGUGUCCUUCAUUGCUGGUUUAACUGCUCCUCCUGGCAGGAGAAUGGGUCAUGCAGGGGCGAUUAUUGCUGGAGGAAAAGGUGGAGCCAAAGAGAAGAUCUCUGCCCUUCAGAGUGCGGGAGUUGUGGUCAGCAUGUCUCCUGCGCAGCUGGGAACCACCAUCUACAAGGAGUUUGAAAAGAGGAAGAUGCUAUGAAAGGAGAACCAAGAAGUUGCCUAAACCUAUGGAAUGAAUCAUUAUGGAAAUAUGAACCCGUGGCUGUUUGCGUCUGUUGUCCCGAUUGUCAACCUGUGCGCCUAUCGCUGGUCUGGCUGUACAGCAGAAAGCCAGAGCAAGGUUCAGAACGUCCUAGAUUGAGAGGUUUCCAUCGCAUCGUAUAGCAGACAGCCAAUAAAGCUACCAUUUGAUUUGAA